This is a messenger RNA of Esox lucius (northern pike), 3502 nucleotides long. RefSeq names its product protein Wnt-2b-A. The record is from RefSeq and is a predicted model, not a curated record. The transcript has 5 exons. Gene Ontology annotation, molecular function: cytokine activity; frizzled binding. Gene Ontology annotation, cellular component: extracellular region. Gene Ontology annotation, biological process: neuron differentiation; cell fate commitment; canonical Wnt signaling pathway. NCBI's taxonomy places the organism in Eukaryota, Metazoa, Chordata, Actinopteri, Esociformes, Esocidae. The coding region runs from base 891 to 2042 and encodes 383 amino acids.
UGAUCAGUUCUGGCCUAUGCAAGUCAAAAGACUGUUACUUAAUUCAAUUAUUUUCAUAGCUUACUUACCAUUAGAAACUUAUUGGAAUGGAAAGUAUUGGUAAAUGUUCGUUUGCAUCGAGACGCUGUCUUCAGACAGUAAGGGUGUCAAAGUAGUCUACUUCCAGCAUGGGAUGACCAAUAUUUAAACGGCUGUAAGUAAGCCUGAUACCUUUUAUUUGCCGACAUCUAAAUAUACGGAAGUUCCUCGCCACAAACACCGUACACAUACCGGUGUUUGUGAAUGUCUAACAAAAGGGGGAGCAUUGACAGCUGACGUAAGCUACGGUGCUGUGUUUUUUUCUUUCUGCGGCGCAUCUUCAGUCCAGACUGAGCGAAGUGCGGCGUAUAGCUGUCUCAUCUUCGAACAGAUGAGUGACUGACUUUACCUUCUAGACACCAACGGUUUCACUGUCAUCAUUUUUCACCGUCUGGAAUAGCUGUGUUUGGGUUGGCAACGUCUUUCAGCUUCACCUGCUAUUUUCGUGGCCGGUGAAACUAAUAGCUAAUGGUCGACAAAAAGAAUACGCAACAGCGAGAGUUACCGUUUGCAACAGAACAUCUGGUUGGACAUUUCGAAUAGUUUUUUUUCAGAAGGUUGUUCAUUCGAUGUUCAUUUCUACACCGACUUUCGAUAAGCAAUGACUCGAAUAAACACGAAAUAAACACGGGUGGAAAGAAAUUCAUGGCAUCAUUGAAAUGACAGUACAUCAUAAUACGUUUUUAAGAAAGUGUGGAUAGAGUUCGCCACUUCAGAUAGACGGGUUUUCCUCCAAUGAUGAACAGCAAACCAUCGCCGAGGACUGUUAUUCUUCUUUAUAUAUCGUAUUCCUUCUGUAAAAAAAAAUAGAAAUGUUUUGUUUUUUUAAACCCCGACGAUGUUCCAGGACCAGGACGGGGUCUAGAAAUGGGACAUUAUCCCGACAUCCCUCCAACUCAACCUCAAGGAUAUACUUUACCUUUAUUCUGCUGCUUCUCAUCUUCACACCUAGAGUGGAUUCUUCCUGGUGGUACAUUGGAGCUCUGGGUGCACGAGUGAUCUGUGACAACAUCCCAGGUCUGGUGAACAAGCAGCGCCAGCUGUGCCAGCGCCACCCGGACCUCAUGCAGUCUAUUGGGGAGGGUGCCAAGGAGUGGAUCCGCGAGUGCCAGCACCAGUUCCGCCAUCAUCGCUGGAACUGCAGCACUCUGGAUCGAGAUCACACUGUCUUUGGCAGGGUUAUGCUGCGCAGUAGCCGGGAGGCAGCGUUCGUGUACGCCAUAUCCUCGGCGGGCGUGGUUUAUGCAAUUACCAGGGCAUGCAGCCAGGGGGAGCUCAAGAUCUGCAGCUGCGAUGCCCAGAAGCGGGGUCGAGCUAGCGACGACAGGGGCGACUUUGACUGGGGAGGCUGCAGCGACAACAUCCACUACGGCAUCAACUUUGCCAAGACCUUCGUCGAUGCCAGAGAGAGGAUGGUGAAGGAUGCUCGGGCACUGAUGAAUCUACACAACAACCGCUGUGGGAGAAUGGCAGUAAAGCGCUUCAUGAAACUGGAGUGCAAGUGUCAUGGCGUCAGUGGCUCCUGCGCCCUCAGAACCUGCUGGCUGGCUAUGUCGGACUUCCGGAGGACCGGGGACUAUCUCCGGAAGAAGUACAACACGGCUAUUGAGGUGACCAUGAACCAGGAUGGAACAGGGUUCAUGGUGGCUGACAAGGACUUCCAGGGAACCACCAAGAAUGAGCUGGUGUAUGUAGAAAACUCCCCGGACUACUGCCUUAUGGACCGAGCAGCAGGCUCACUGGGUACGGCGGGGAGAGCCUGUAACAGGUCUUCCAGGGGCACGGACGGCUGCGAGGUCAUGUGUUGCGGACGGGGCUACGACACGAUGCGCGUCAAGCGUGUCACCAAGUGUGAGUGCAAGUUCAAGUGGUGUUGUGCCGUGGAGUGCAAGGACUGCGAGGACACGGUGGACGUUCACACCUGCAAGCCCCACAAGCGACCCGACUGGUUGCACCCAGCUUGACCCUGAGGACCGGCCUUUCAAAAGGACAUUGCAGUAGGCCAACUGCAUUGUGGGAUAUUUAGUCACCCAACUGACUCAUUACCUCUGAAGUGGUUCUUAUUUGACAGCCCCUUCUAAGAGACAUUUAAAGAACAUUUCCAAAGGGGCCCGUAUCCAAACUUUUUUGGGGGGAUACGGGAUGGUGCGUUGCUACAUGGUGCAGCCCUGUAUGAAGGCCUUUAAAGAUGGUGGUUGGACUGGAAGAGCGGGUAGUUGCUAUUUAUGUUUUCGUUUGUUCUUGUUACUUUGGGGGAACACUAUCGCAGGCUUCUUCCAAGGUGCUGAAGAAACAGUAAUUUACUCAGUGUCUAUAGUUGAAAUGCAGACCAGGACAUCAUACUAGAAGCCCAACAGAGAUUCAUUUGGGAUUGUUGGGUUGAGUAUUUGUUGUUGCCCUUAUUUCUUUAGGACUAUGUACGUUUUCUAAACCUGUGACCGCUUUGCUUCGUGUUUUAUUGGAAACACACUAAUGAACGGAAAUCAAACACUGCUUGAGAUGCUGAAUAUGGACAGAAGGACUUCAAUAGUUAGGAAUGUGAACUUUCAGAAAUCCCUACUAGUUAAAACGCAGUGGAAUAUAUGUAGAAGAGGAAGUUGAUUCAACUCUAACAAGGAGCUGUUACCACACACCAGAGAGCUGCACUAUGAACAUUAACGUAGCUAAACAUUGAGUAGAAACAAAUGAAUUUCAGCAAAUGUUUCUAUUAUGUGAGCUGAGUGAAACAACUUUGCCAUCGACUGAGGUGGUUCUUAUGUCCCCCUCUUUUUAGUGUGACAAGAAGCCUUAAAGUAUGUGCUAUCAAUCUAUUAUUAUACAUGUUCCUAAAUGUAAACGGUAUGAUGGACGGUAGCUGUCAUCUCUUGCUUAUUAUUUAUCACUGGUUUCCAAUUACUGAAGCUGCUAGCUGCUAUAUCUCCCAAGUUAUCAUUCUCACCACGGUGCACUUUUAUUUUGCAUCAACACUAUAGUGGUCAGGGUGGCAUUGUAGGCUGUGAGAAACACAGUACUUUGUGAAACAAGGCAAAUAUGUUGCACGACUUAGAGAAGCUGAGAACCAGAUCUGAACAUUCAAGUCAACAUUUAUAAAUGCACAAAGCCCUAGUAGGUGGAAUAUGGCCAGUGGAGACCAAAUAAAGACAUGCAACCCAACAUUAAACGAAAGCAGUGAAAACCCAUGUGAUAUUCAUAACAACAUGUCUAAAACGAUUGGUAAGAUUAAUUGUGUCCGUUUAUGUUAAAGGAUUUCAAUGUUUCUCAUGUAAAUGGUAACUGAUAUAGUGUAAGGCAAGGUUCUUUCCAAGCAGUAAAGAGUCAUUGGCCAAGUUUUACUGCAGUGUUAGUUGAAGUGUAAUUGUCACCUUGAGGCGGAGCCUAAAAUACCACACUUGUUCUAUAUUAAACCUUGUUGAUCCUUCUGUCA